Messenger RNA from Closterium sp. Naga37s-1, 1956 nucleotides. The record is from the annotation of a GenBank genome assembly. Lineage: Eukaryota; Viridiplantae; Streptophyta; Zygnematophyceae; Desmidiales; Closteriaceae.
AUGGCAGUUAACCCGCCUCCGCCUUCCGCGGCCUUCCCCGCAUCGUCCCCUUUUUCCGCCUCCGCACCUUUUUCAUCCGCCAGUCCCCCGAUGUUCUCCGCGUCCGCUCCUGCGGAUCCCGCCGCGCCGUCCCCCGUCCGCCCGCACAAGCCCACCGGCCGGCACGGCGCGACCGACCAGCAACGGCGGCGCGAGCUCGCUCUGGAGCGGCAGCGCGCCGCGCGGCGGGAUCUCCAGUCGCACGCGCGACACGUGGCUCUCGCCGCCACUGGCGCCGUGACUCUCGCUGACGAGGUCGAGGCGCGCGAGUCUGCCGCCGCAGCGCCGGAAACGAGAGAAGUUUCCCCGCUCCUUCCAGAGAUCUGCGAGUUCGACGAAACUUCUGGCCAAUGGACGAGGAUCGACCAAGACGGGUUCAGAAUCGACGGUUCAGGAAGAAGGAUCGAGCCAGUCGGCAUUAAUUCAGACGUUCCGAGAAGUAUGACAGAGCCCUCUGUUAAUGGAGCUAGAUUUGAUGGUAAAGACGGGGAAGUCACUGAGGAGGAGGUUGUGUUGGGAGAAGCGGGUAACGGGGAGGGGGUGUUGGGGAUGGUGCGUGAAGCGGGAGGGGAAGGUAUGGAAAUGGAUGGGGAGGAGGAUGGGGAAGAGGAUGGUGGGGACGUUGUGGGGAUUGAGCAGGAGAUGAGGGGAUUGUUUGUGCCGCAUGGUGGGGGGGCUGGGGGGAGAAGAGGGAAAGGAGCAGCAGGAGGAAGAGGGGAGAGAGGAGGGAGAGGAGGGGGAGGUGAUAGUGCAAAUGGUGCAGAGAGAGGGGUAUCGGACGGUGCAAGGGAGUGGUACUCGCAGCAGCUCAUGCUGCCUGAAUGGAUGGUCGACGUCCCGCCUCGACUCGCCUCUGAUUGGUUCGUGAUGCCACGGCCGGACGGGCGGCGUUGUUUGGUGGUAUCUGCCAACGGCACCACAGUGAGUCGCCUGCGCAACGGCCGGAUUCUCCACCGCUUCCCUUCGCAUUUACCCAACGGGGCCAGGGCUCCUGGUAUCGCUGCUGGUGCGCACGUCUACUGCAUCCUGGACUGCAUCUUUCAUGAGCCGAAUAACACAUACUACGUGUUAGACGUGAUGGCAUGGCGCGGCUAUUCUCUCUACGACUGCACCGCCGAGUUCCGCCUCUUUUGGCUGCAGACUCACCUCCCGCAGUGCGGCGCCUGCGACCCGCCCUCCCACUUCCACCGCUUUCGCUUCGCCCCCGUUCCCUUCUUUGAGUGCCAUGGCCAAGGGCUGGAGGCUGCUUACUGCGGGUGGCAAGAGGCGGGGGGAGGGGCUGGUGGGGCAGGGGAGGCAGGGGGAGCAGUGGAGGCAGGGGGGGAGAUGGGGGGAGUGGAGGGAGCAGGUGUAGGAGCGGCAGAAGGAACGGGGAGUGCAGCGACAGUGACUGGUGGCAGUGCCAAUGGAAUGGUGAAUGGUGCUUCAGUUUCCACGGCUUCACAAGUGGAGUUCACUCGCGAUGGAUUGCUCUUCUACAACCGGCAUUCGCACUACACGUUGGGCCUCUCGCCCCUGCUGCUGCAGUGGAAGGAUGCAGCGUGCAGUCGGUUUGUGAUCGACACGGAUGGAUCAGGGAAGAUCCCAGAGCAACAGCAAGUGGUUCUCCUGCUGGCAGCAGACGGCUCUUUGGUGACAAGUGAUGACCCUCCAGUGGUCUUCGGUUCCCUGCCUCCGCACACUCUCAACGAUCCCUCGCUGCAUCUGCGUCCCAACAAGCUCCUGCGCUUCGCCAUAGGCCCAGGGGGGUUGCAUCUAGAGGAGGGGCGAGUGGGGGGGGCGGACCUGCUGUUUCAGGGGACAGCCAACCAGAGGAGAGGCGGCGCUGACAGCUGCUCCAAGAUCCUGUUUCAAUAUUCGGCUCGGCACUCCCCUCUCACCAUUCAAGACAUUGCUGCUGCAGUGGUAGCAAGUUGA